Messenger RNA from Ascoidea rubescens DSM 1968, 1239 nucleotides. Its product is annotated as NADH:flavin oxidoreductase/NADH oxidase. Lineage: Eukaryota; Fungi; Ascomycota; Saccharomycetes; Ascoideales; Ascoideaceae. Gene Ontology annotation, cellular component: intracellular anatomical structure. The record is from RefSeq and is a predicted model, not a curated record. The coding region runs from base 1 to 1239 and encodes 412 amino acids. The transcript has a single exon. Gene Ontology annotation, molecular function: FMN binding; NADPH dehydrogenase activity; NADP binding.
AUGGCCAGUUUUGUUGAAUACGAUAAUAAAGGUGCUCCAAAUGUGCCCUUUUAUUCAUUGAAACAGCCUGUUCCCGCUGGAACUCCCGUUGAAACUGAUAAACCUUUGCCAAAACUAUUUACUCCUUUAAAGAUUAAAAAAUUGCUUCUUAAAAACAGAGUUGGGUUAUCUCCAAUGGUUCAAUAUGGUGCCGAUUCAAAUGGUAUUGCUGGCCCAUAUUAUUUGAUUCACUACGGUGCAGUUGCUCUUAGAGGUGCUGGUUUGUUGAUGACUGGUGCAGCCGGUGUUUCUCCUGAAGGAAGAAUUUCUCCAAACGAUUUAGGUAUUUGGAAUGAUGAGCAAGCAUUAGCUCUUAAAAGCAUUGUUGAUUUUAUUCAUACUCAAGAUCAAUAUAUUGGUAUUCAACUUGCUCAUGCUGGAAGAAAAGGAAGUGCUGUUCCACUUUAUGUAAGCUUAACUAAAUUAGCUUUAGAUGAAAAUGGUGGGUUUGUUGAUAAAUUAGUUGCACCAUCUGCUCUUCCUUUCAAUGAUCAAUCACCAACUCCAAAUGAAUUGUCAGUAGAACAAAUCAAAGAUCUUGUUAAAGAUUUUGGUAAAGCCGCUAAGAGAUCCACUGAAAUUUCUGGAUUUGAUUUUGUUGAAAUUCAUGCUGCUCAUGGAUAUUUGAUUCAUAAUUUUCUUUCAAAAAUUUCAAACCAAAGAAUUGAUUCAUAUGGUGGUUCUUUUGAAAAUAGAAUCAGAUUUUUGUUGGAAAUUAUUGAAGAAGUGAAAAAAAAUAUUGAUUUUGAAAAUAUUCCAAUUUUUGUAAGAAUUUCAUCUACUGAUAAUACACCACACAAUCCUGAUGGAUGGAAAAUUGAAGAUUCUAUCAAAUUAUCCAAUUAUUUUAUUGAUGCUGGUGUUGACUUAAUUGACGUUUCCUCUGGUGGGAACACUUCUAAUCAAGUGAAAAGAGGCAGUAAUCAAGGUUUUCAUGCUCCAAAUAGUAAAGCUAUUAAAGAUAGUGUUGGUGAUAAGAUUUUGGUUUCUUGUGUUGGUGGUAUCAAGGAAGGUGCUUUUGCGAACAAGAUUUUAGAAGACAAUGUUUGUGAUAUCACUUUUGUUGGCAGAGCCUUUUUGAAAAAUCCAGGACUUGUCUGGCAAUGGGGUGAUGAAUUGGGUGUUAGAUUGCAUCACACAAAACAAUUGGAAUGGCCAUUUUAUCCCCCACACCGUCAAUCUUUAAGUCAAUUAAUUUAG